UCGAUUGCCGAAACCGCAUUGCAAUGUGCUCAUGGCACAAUUGCGGGAUUACUUGCACACUGCAGUACCAACUCCGUUGAUGGACACCGGAGUAGAGGUUGUCGACCUUCACGCUUACAUUGCGAAGAUCGACCGCGAGUUCAAGACGCAACGGUACGACGACAUCGAUGCACCAUUGUUAUAUGUACGCAUUCAGAUCGGAGAGGAGACCUGCAGCGCUUUGAUCGAUUGCAGAGCAUCUCGCAACUACAUGAGCCAAGACUUCACGGUACGCGCUGGCCUUGGCCCACGUGUCCGAAGGAAGUCCCAGCCGACGCAAGUCACGUUGGCAGACGGUCACACGCACAAGUCAAUAGACCGGUGCAUUGAUGACGUCCCCGUGUACUUUGCCCCGCACGCGAGCGAGGCGGUGUCCUUCGAUAUUUUGAACACCAAAUUCGACAUUAUCUUGGGCAUGUCAUGGCUGCGCAGCGAGGAUCACCCGGUGAACUUCUACCGCCGCACCGUUCACGUUCAGUUCCGACACAUGCUGGAUCGAUUCGUACUUAUCUACCUCGACGACAUCCUGGUGUACAGCCGGAGUUUGGACGAGCAUGUGGAACACCUGCGCACCGUUUUGGAGCGGCUACGACAAGCCAAGUACAAAGCCAACCGCGACAAAUGCGAAUUCGUGCGGCAGGAGUUGGAGUACUUGGGACAUUAUGUGACGCCACAAGGCAUCCGUCCGUUUGCGGACAAGAUCCGAGGCCAUCCGCUCUUGAAACAACACGACGACGACGACUGGCACCCUGUGGAGUAUUUCAGCCACAAAGUGCCUCCCAUCAACUCGCUUGAUGAUGCAAGAAAGAAGGAGCUGCUCGCGUUCGUGAUGGCUCUCAAGCGAUGGCGGCACUUCCUCCUUGGGCGUCGUAGGUUCACAUGGGUUACGGACAACAACCCACUGACUUACUACAAGACGCAAGAUACAGUGAGCAGCACGAUCGGGCGAUGGAUGUACUUCAUCGACCAAUUUGACUUCACACCGAAACAUCUUCCCGCCCUCUCCAAUCGCGCAGCAGAUGCACUCUCGCGAAGACCUGAUCUUUGCGCUAUGACACAUCAUGCCUUCCCAUUCGACGAGGAACUUCAGCGACACUUCAUCCGGGGAUAUGAGUCGGAUCCGGACUUCGCCACGUUGUAUGCGCAGUUAUCUUCGGAUCAUCCGCCGGCCAGCCACUAUCGCAUUGCCAAUGGGUACGUGCUCCUCCACUCGAGAGGCAAGGACUUAUUGUGUGUCCCACGAGACCGUCGUCUUCGGACUCGCCUUCUCGGCGAGUACCAUGACUCGCGACUCGCCGGCCAUUUCGGAGUCAACCGCACCAUUGCACGGCUUCAACAACGAUUCCGAUGGCCCGACCUCAUUACCGAUGUCACUCGGUAUUGCGACUCUUGCGAAGUUUGCCGACGAAGCAAGCCCCGCAAUCGCAACCCCUAUGGCGAGUUGCGCCCGAUGCCUAUCCCACGGGAACCCGGCCUCUCAAUUGCCAUGGAUGUCACCAGACCAUUUCCUCGCGAUCGCCUCGGGCACGACGACAUCCUCACGGUUGUGGAUCGUUUGAGUAAGUAUGCGCGUUUCCUCCCUUGCAAGUACUACUCCACGGCUCCCAAGCUGGCACGCCUCUUGAACACCGGUUGGAUUUGUGGCCACAGUGUACCAGAAGACAUAGUCAGCGACCGCGACACGCGCUUCAUGUUGGCAUUUUGGACUGCUCUCAUGCAGGAGUCCGACACGAAGAUGAAACCAAGUUCGGCUCGGCAUCCACUGACGGACGGGCAGAUGGAGCGGGCACAUCAAACCGCUCAAAUGAUGCUUCGUACGCUCAUCCGUCCGGACCAGAAAGAUUGGGUUGACCGCCUCCCCGACAUCGAGUUCGCCUACAACACUUCGGUGCACCCGGCGAUCAACGUGACUCCAUUCGAGUUGCACCACGGUGGACGGAAAGGCCGUAUCUUCGCCGACCUUCUCCUCCCACGACAGCCGACAUCGACUCCGCUUGCUCUCCGGCUUUCGUCCGGAAGUACAGGGAAUUGUUGGCUCAAGCCCGCGCGAACAUGCAAAAGGCUCAAGUCCGUAUGCAGCAACAAGUCAACAGGCGUUGCGUGCCAUGUCCCAUCCGCGCUGGUGAUCUGGUUUGGGUCUCCGCGGAAGAGUUUGCACUGGAACAGGAUGUUUCAUGCAAACUGCUUCCCAAGUGGUUUGGACCAUGGCCCGUAACAUCAGCCGCGGGCGAUGAGCCCGAUGGCCCUUCAUUUGUGAUC
This is a messenger RNA of Chara braunii, 2298 nucleotides long. Lineage: Eukaryota; Viridiplantae; Streptophyta; Charophyceae; Charales; Characeae. The record is from the annotation of a GenBank genome assembly.